Molecule: messenger RNA, 1383 nt
Organism: Teleopsis dalmanni
Lineage: Eukaryota; Metazoa; Arthropoda; Insecta; Diptera; Diopsidae
Exons: 5
Biological process (GO): intracellular sterol transport
Cellular component (GO): endoplasmic reticulum-plasma membrane contact site; plasma membrane; endoplasmic reticulum membrane
Molecular function (GO): sterol binding; sterol transfer activity
Source: RefSeq, a predicted model, not a curated record
UUUAGAUCUCUUAAACAGAGCAUCAACACAUCUACUACAUUAGCUCCAGCAACAUCAUCCGUAAGUGUAGGCAAUAUUAGUAAUUCUUUACGUUCCAAUAACAGCAGCAACACGGCAAAACAUGAACAAACAACCGUGGCAGCAACUGUUGCUGCUGCCACUACCACACCACCGGAAAAAGAGAAAAAAAGAAAGGAAGUUUCGAGUUCCAGAGUGAAAAAAUUUCAUCGCCAUUUCACUCAAGUUCCAAAGGAUGAAAAACUUAUUAAUUAUUUUUCAUGUGCCCUAGUCAGUGAUAUUUUACUGCAAGGACAUCUUUAUAUAACAGAACAGCAUUUUGCAUUUUAUUCAAAUGUUUUCGGUUAUGUUACUAAGGUUGUCAUACCUACUUCAUCAGUUACAAAAAUCUCUAAAGAAAAAACAGCCAAAAUUAUACCAAAUGCCGUCGGUGUAGCAACAGCCGACGAAAGACAUGUUUUUGCUAGUUUUAUAAGUCGAGAAUCCGCUUUUCGACUUAUGUGUAGUGUAUGUCCACCAAUGGCACCUGCAGAAGUAAUAACAAAAACACCUGCAGACAUAGAAAUCUCUGAAGAAUACUCAAUUGAAGAUGAUAGCAGUUGCUCAGUCAGCGGCAAUGAGAGUCCACCGCGCGGAUUGGCUGACAAUGAAGCUGCUAGUAACGCAGCUGAAGAAGAUGCUAGUCAAAAACUUUUAAGACGUACUGCGGGCAGUUCAAGUUUUACAGCAGGUGAUAGUAGUCAUACGACAAAGGGGAAGGGACGAGGUUCAGACAUUCCACAAAUCAACGGAUUGGGUCAUGGAAAUGUUGGUGUACGCGCUUCUGCACCACCUACCGCUCCUAUACAUACAUCAUCCGCUUCCACAUCCACCACCGGUGUAGCCGCUAGUGCAGCUACAAAUUUAACUAUGAUUAUUGCUGGUACAGCUUCUUCAACUGCAUCCACAUCUACAUCAUCAACACCAACACCUUCAACCUCAUCAUCGCCCACCACUGUUAUGGCUAAACCAAAGACAACGGUGCAGUUCGCUACUGAAAACUUUAAGUUAUUAAGUAAAAAAUUAUUAAUAAAUAUUAAGAUGCCAACAGAACAACAACUCGUAUAUUUGGGUGUUUUCCUCGCGUUGAUUCUUUCGCUAUUCUCAAUCUUCCUAUUAUAUAGAAUUUUAAAUAUUGAGGCCAAAACAAGUUUAUACAAUUCGCCAACCUCAUUUAAAUGGCGUACCGGUAAUGAUGAUGAUAUUUUCACUGAGGCUCUACGUUGGCAACAAGAACUUCAACACAAAAGCUCUGAAGAAGCUCAGCUUAUAUUAAAGAAUAAUUUAGAACAAAUUUCUAAGGUGAGUUUUAAAUUUUAUAAAUAA